CCUUCGGUUACCUCAAUUAUUGCGAAGCCCGGUCCUCCUCCCCCUCAUCUUCUCCCCAUCCGCCCCCAUCUCCAUUCCUCCUCCCCUCCACGGCGGCUCUCCAUUGGUAAUGGCGAUGGCGGCGUCGUGGUGGGCGCUGCUGAUGGCGGUGGUGGCUGCGGCGGCGGCGGGGUGCGGCGAGGCGGCGCCGACGGCGGCGGCCGAGGCGGCGCACGACGUGCUGCAGUCCCACGGCCUCCCGCGCGGGCUGCUCCCCGCCGGGAUCGCGGCGUUCACGCACGACCCCGCCACCGGCCGGUUCGAGGCGGUCCUGGAGUCCCCCUGCACGGCGCGCACCGAGGUUGGCCUGCGGUACAACGUGACCGUCGCCGGGCAGAUCACGUACGGCCGGAUCGCGGAGCUCUCGGGUGUCGACGCGCAGGACCUCUUCCUGUGGUUCGCCGUGCGCAGCAUCCGCGUUGACGUGCCCUCCUCCGGCGUCAUCUACUUCGACGUCGGGGUCGUCUACAAGCACUUCCCUCUGUCGUUCUUCGAGGCCCCGCCGCCGUGCGUGCCCACCUCGCUCAUCCUCCUGCAACCACAUCAGAUUAGGGACGACGGAUCAGUGGUGGAAGACGGCGCCGCGUUGCAACAAUGAUGGGAUGGUUUCAUCGUGGAGGCGUGAACCAGAAAUCGCAGUUUUGAGAGGUGAUCGGCCGGCGGCGGGCAGACGGCCGGCUAGUGUGCAGAUAGAUGGAUGUGGUCAUUGGUUUUGUUUGCUCCUCGCCACCUCAUCACUCUGUUCCGUUCUCGUCGUCGUUCUUGUCCGCUGCAUGCUAAAGUCAAUCGUCGGCCGGCAGGAGCUGCCUGCGUGUACUACUCCGGCGGCGUCUGGUCGAUUGUCAUAUUUUCCACGGUAAUGGAUGAUGCUUGUAUAUGUCAAAGAUUUUGUGUGAUCAAUGAUCCUGAUCUUCCUUUA
This is a messenger RNA of Triticum urartu, 958 nucleotides long. RefSeq lists its product as uncharacterized. Lineage: Eukaryota; Viridiplantae; Streptophyta; Magnoliopsida; Poales; Poaceae. The record is from RefSeq and is a predicted model, not a curated record.